Jatropha curcas is the source of this 2519-nucleotide messenger RNA. RefSeq names its product zinc finger BED domain-containing protein DAYSLEEPER. Gene Ontology annotation, molecular function: protein dimerization activity; DNA binding. Lineage: Eukaryota; Viridiplantae; Streptophyta; Magnoliopsida; Malpighiales; Euphorbiaceae. The record is from RefSeq and is a predicted model, not a curated record.
AUUUUCUAUUUAUCUCUCUUAACCUAACAGAGUCUUAUUGACUUCUCAUUGUCAGGUCCAAUUAGCUUCUCGGGUUUGUUUCAAAGCCCAAUUCUCCUCUCUCUCUCUCUCUCUCUCUCUCUCUCUCCUGCAAAACCCUAGAUCUCGCGACGACGUCGGAGCUCUGUUUCCGAGCUUCUUAUACCCACGGAGGUCGGUCGUUUUCUUCUUGCGACUGGUAUUCACUUUCUGAGGCAAGAUGGAAUCAUCUGAAGAGGACAAUGCUUUGACUGUUCCAGAAUCACAGCCUAAUAAAAGGAGGAAAAGGAAGUCUAUUGUCUGGGAACACUUUACCAUUGAAAAUGUAGGUGAUGGAUGUAGAAGGGCAUGCUGUAAACAGUGCAAGCAAAGUUUUGCGUAUAGCACAGGUUCCAAAGUAGCUGGUACCAGCCAUCUCAAGCGUCACAUUGCCAAGGGAACCUGCCUAGCACUACUGCGCAAUCAGGGGAAUCAAUUAACUCCAUAUACCCCAGGGAGUGAAAAUGGCGGUGCAACUGAAAUACGAAAACGUCGAUACCGAACCCCUAGCUCACCCUACAUUCCAUUUGAUGCAGAUCGUUGCCGCCAUGAAAUUGCUAGGAUGAUCAUCAUGCAUGACUACCCACUACACAUGGUAGAACAUAGUGGCUUCAUAAAUUUUGUUCAGAAUCUUCAGCCCCGUUUUGGCAUGGUGAGCUUCAACACUGUCCAAGGCGAUUGUGUUGCAACUUAUUUGAGGGAAAAGCAGAAUGUUAUGAAGUUUAUUGAGGGAAUGCCUGGACGUGUUUGCCUUACAUUGGACGUGUGGACUUCAAGUCAAAGUUUAGGUUAUUUUUUUGUGACUGGACACUUCAUUGAUAGCAACUGGGAGCCACAAAGGCGGAUUCUGAAUGUUGUGAUGGAACCAUUUCCCGAUUCAGGUUCUGCUCUUAGCCAUGUUGUUGCUUGUUGCCUUUCUGACUGGAGUUUGGAGGGCAAGCUAUUUUCUGUCACUCACAAUUGUCCGGUUGAUGAACCUGGGAUUGAAAAUCUUAGAUCCCUUCUUUGCGUAAAAAAUCCCCUUAUUCUCAACGGACAAUUAUUUAUUGGUAACUGCAUAGCUCGUACUCUAAGCAGCAUGGCAAAGGAUGUAUUAUGGGCUGGGCGGGAUAUAGUUAAGAAAAUCCGUGACAGUGUAAAGUAUGUGAAGACUUCAGAAUCCCUAGAGGAGAAGUUUGUCGAGCUUCAACAACACCUUCAAGUGACCACUGAAAAUGCCUUAUCUCUUGAUGACCAAUCUAAAUGGAACACAACAUAUCAAAUGCUUGUGGCUGCUGCAGAGCUGAAAUUGGUGUUUUCUUGCUUGGAUACUUCUGACCCUGAUUACAAUGAGGCCCCCUCUAUGGAAGACUGGAGGCAGGCUGAGACUAUAUGUGGUUGUUUGAAACCUCUCUAUGAUGCAGCCAAUAUCCUCACCUCUACAGCCACCCCAACUGCAAUUGCAUUCUUCCAUGAAGUAUGGAAGAUCCAGACUGAUCUGGCUCGUGCAGCUGCAAGUGACGAUCCUUUUAUUAGCAUUGUUACCAAAGCAAUGCAAGAAAAAAUUAGUAGAUAUUGGAAGGAUUGCAGCCUAGUUUUGGCAAUUGCUGUAGUCAUGGAUCCCCGCUUUAAGAUGAAGCUUGUUGAGUUCACUUUUUCAAAAAUUCAUGGUGAAGAUGCACCCACAUAUAUCAAGAUUGUUGAUGAUGGGCUUCACGAGCUCUUUCAUGAAUAUCUAGCCAGCCCUUCAUCUCUAGCUUUGACUUAUACUGAAGAAGGAAAUACUGAGAACAGCAUGAGGGAGGACCACCAGGGAACUCUUCUUUCCGACAAUGGAUUUACAGAUUUUGAUGUUUACAUCAUGGAGACUACAAACCAGGAAAUGACGUCAGAGCUGGAUCAGUACUUGGAAGAAUCUUUACUGCCUCGCGUGCAAGAGUUUGAUGUAUUAAGUUGGUGGAAACUGAAUAAGCUGAAAUAUCCUACUCUAUCGAAAUUGGCUCGUGAUAUUUUAACCAUUCCAGUAUCCAGCGCUGCUCCUGACUCUGUAUUUGAUACAAUGACCAAAGAGCUGGAUCAGUACCGAAGUUCUUUGCGACCAGAGACGGUGGAAGCCCUUGUGUGUGCCAAGGAUUGGCUUCAGUAUGCAUCUGCUGAAAUUUCAGAUGAUAUUGUGAAAAUGGAGUUCUAGGGUUUACUUGCCAGAGUAUGAUUACAAUUGUAGCUUAGUUCUAUAGUUAAGCAUUAGGUUACCUCUUGUACCAUUUGAAAGUAAUUGUUUGGAUAAUUGGCAUUAUAAAUUAAAAUUCCCAGGGUAGAUCUUGUUAUCAUAUUGAUUUGGCACCCAAAGGGAAUACAACAAUUAAUACCCGCUGUGAUGAUUUUCGUUUGUGUUAUAUAAUGCCAGUAAACAAUAUCUGUAUGUUUAUUUGGAUAAUAAUUUGAACAAUGUGAAGGUCAGUUAAGAUGAUUUUAUGCUUUCA